This is a messenger RNA of Ectocarpus sp. CCAP 1310/34, 6366 nucleotides long. The record is from the annotation of a GenBank genome assembly. Lineage: Eukaryota; Phaeophyceae; Ectocarpales; Ectocarpaceae.
CGAAGUGACGCGGAAUGAAGGCCAUCAAGACGUUUCGCAAAAUGUCCAAGUCGCAGAGGGAAGCGCAGUUCUUUAAGAGCAGCAUGGAAGAAACACACGAAGAGGGACUAGUGGUCACCGGCGAACCAAACGAUGGUGGCCAGGUACUGGAGGGAGAGGUUAAGCUAGAAGAAGAGCCUGAGGAACAACAAACAAAUCGGCGAUCACCUCGUCGAAGUAUAGAGGAGCUGGAGGUGUCUGACGGAAUCAAGGGGGAAUAUGAUGUACCACAGAGCGAACCUUGGCGGGCACCGUCACCUGCACGAAAGGAGGAGGUGCCCGCUGCACGAAAGGAGGAGGGAGAGCCCGACGGACAGCAAACGAAUCGGCAAUCACCUCGUCAAGCUCCAGGGGAGCUAGACGGAGCAGGAGACGAUCCAGAAGGAGAUGACGUGGCUGCCAUCGAAAAGGAACAUGAUGUACCACCGAUCGAUACGUCGCGGGCACCGCCGCCGGAAAGAAAGGAGAAAACUACCAAGGCUCACGCACGUGUGUCACGAGAUGGCUCGAUUGGUUACGACGACGUGGUGAUUUCUCCCGGCAGCAGCAUGUCGUCCAUGGGGAGCGCCACCACGUUCAGUGCCGGCGGACGGACUCCCGUUGGCGAUAGGCCAGCUCUCAAGGCCCAGACCUCCUUCUUCACGCAGGCCUUCGCGGAGCCACCGGAGGAGACCUCCAGGGAUGGCGGUGGUCGCUGUGGGCUGAUCGCGGAGCAUCUGGCGGAGAUCGCGUCGGGGAAGGAGCCCUCCGAAGCGUCAUCAUCGACUGCCGAAGAGCAGAACAAGCCCCGCUCGCUUAUCGAAACCAAACUUCAAGGAGAAGGAACGGGCGAGGAAAAGUCACCGUUCCUGUCUCCGACGGCCCCGGCCGCCCCCGGUGCGGCCACGGGCGCGGCCUCACCCACCGCCGAGCCCUUCGCUUCCGCUCCUUCACCUCCCACGCCGGCCGUGGCGCCAGUGGCAGCGGCGGGGCGAGACGCGCAGGGAGAGCGGCCCAUGCACGGCGGCUCUUCUUCUACGCGUUGGCCGCCCAGGGCCCCAAAAUCCGCCCCGUCAGUGCCCGCCGCCGAAGCGCCAGCUCCAGAGCCAGCGCAGGUGAGAACGUUACCGGAGGCGCCAAGGGACGUAGUGUUGGACAGAACGGCUCCCACCACAACCGUUUCAACGGCAGCGGCGUCCCCGUCUCCGCCUCGCGGCGAGAAAACGGCCAACCCGGCGGCGGCGGCAGCGGCUCCCCCGGUGGAGCAGGCCGCGCCAUCGGCAAAGGUUCAGCCAACAGCAAGCACAGCAGACGAGGAGAAAGAGGAGACGGGAAGGGCGGCUCCACGAGACAGUUUCUUCGCGCCCAUUCCACAAGAAGAAUCACGAAUUCUUGCAGAAGAGAAGAAGGUGACCAUCAAAGAGAACAAGGGGGAAUCAGCUCGACACUACACCCUGCCCCCAGAGAUCAACUCGGUGCACGCAGCCGUCGAGAGCGGCGUCCCCGCGGCCGUGCCGGCGGUUCUCGUGCGCAUAGGCCACGAGGUGGCGAUGUUCGAGCUGACGGCGAAAAACUGCAGCCGUUUGCGCGACGCCAGGAGCAUCAGCACCGGCAAAGUCUACGGCAACAGCAGCGGCGGCGAGGACGAGGAGCUACAGACCGCCAUCAUGCUUGCCGCCCUCAGCGGAAACCUGGACAUGUUCCACACCGUUCUCGAGGCCAUGAAAGCGAAUAUGCCGACAGCAAAACAGGUCGACGACAUGAUCGGGAUGACAGAUGCGGGGGGGAGGUCCCUGGUGGUGGCGGCGGCGGAGGGGGGCAGCCUGGAGAUCUUCGAGGAAGUCCUGGGCCUCCUGGGAGGGAAGGAGGCGGCGGCAGGGAACAUGUCGACCCUGGAGGCAGGCUGUCUCAUCAAGAUGGCCGCGAGGAGCGGAAGCAUCGAGGUUUUCAGCGCCGUUCGGGACAUGCUUGCCGCGGACGGGAAGAUUGUUCACUCGAUGAAGGCGGCGGCGAAAAGCGGAGCGCGUUGGGUGAACGUGUUCGUAGAGGCGGCGGGAAGUGGCAACGGGGAGGUGGUCGACGCCGUGAUGGCGGUCAUGGCGGAGGUCCUCCCGAGGGAUUGGGUGGUGGACACAAUCACAGCGUGCAAAGGGCCGUCGCGGACGACGGCUCUCAUGGCCGCCGCCGAGAGCAGGAGCACGGCAGCCGUAAAAGCCGUCAUGAACGCGAUUUCCGUCAUCGAUGACAGCACCACCGAUGGCGACGACGAGAACGUCGACAACAUGGACCUCACGGGAGAGCCUCCGAGCCCUUUCUCGGCGGACUCUCUUUCGCAUUCUAAGGCUUCAACUGGUCGUGGGGCGCCGAAGAUCAAGACGGAUGGUCUGAGGGCCUCGAGGAAGGACAGGAGCCUCGCCGGUACAUCGAAACGCUGGGACUCCAUGGCGAGCAUGCGCAAUCCGCCGUGCCCCCCGAAGUCGCAGUAUCUGAGGGAGGAAAUGAUCGUGGCGAAGAACGUGCGGGGCCACACGGCGCUAACUUGUGCCGCCAACAGCGCGGUCCUCGACAACGUCGUGAUCGUCUCGGAAGCGAUGGGAAAGUUCCUGUCUAUGACGGUCGCCUUGAGCUCGUCGCUCUCCACGUGCUGCAACAACCUCUCGCUUCCGGUGGAAGACGCGAGGUUGAGCGUGCUGGCCUACCUUCUUCAGCAAGGCGCCAAGCCCACCAACAAGGGGCUCCUCCGGCUCAGCAACUUGGUCAAGUUUCCCCGUCUGAAGGAAAGCCUGUUAGGGGCCAUCUCCUCGGCGAACAACCCGUUCAUCCCUGGCAUGAACCUGUCCGUCGCAUGCACGACGGCGACCAGGCGCGCCAUGGAAGGAGAAAAACGCCGUCUCGCUUCGAUGCAGGCCGCCGUUGACGAGCUUCUGCUCGAGGUUCUAGAGCACAUGCCUCAGACAGUCAAGGGGUUCAAAGGCGAGAUGAGAGACUGCUCCGCCAUCUUCGAGCCUGAGACCGUUAUCUCCCGAUUUCAUGGCUAUCAGGGGCCCUUGCACGUCGUGCUGAGCAAGAGGGAGCAGAUGGAGACGUACUGCACGAUCCCGUUGGUCCUGGACUUUAUGACCAGGAAGUUCACGAAGGGACUGCCUAGCCUGAGGGACACGGAGGGGGUGCUGCUCAGUAACAAGGGCUUCACACAGACCCUGUACGGGGGUGGUUUGCUCGCAGAGGGCAAGGUUUUCUUCUUCGGAAUGGCUCUGCAGAGAGGCUACGCGGGGGGGGCGCUGUCGAGUAUCACCUACUUUCCGGGGGCAAGGUUUAUCAUUGCCGGAUUUCUGUCCAGGCCGGGCAGCUACUACAAGGUUCCUGCCCUUCGAAUGUGCUUGGACCUCGUGACGUACAUCUCGAUGAUGAUCAUCUUCGGGGGGUUUGUCAUUCUACACGAGGCGGGCGACACCUCCGACUGGUUGGAGAUCGUCUUCACCAUGUACAUUUUCGGAGGCAUCCUGACCGAGUUCCGUGAGAUUCUUGAGGACCCCUGGGAAUACAUGCGGGACCAGUGGAACCUGCUUGACGUGACCUCCCUCACCUUGCUCCUUGGCGGGGCGAUCCAGCGAAUGUACGGGCAAGUCGACGAUGAGUCCUCCAGAGCCUUGUAUGCCCUCAGCGCGCCCCUGGCGUUCGCCAGGAUCCUGUUUUUCGCGCAGAUCCUCCCUUCGCAAGGGCCUAUGAUACAGGUUAUGUUUUCGAUGACGGGCCUUCUGGCCAAGUUCGGGAUGAUCAUGCUGCUUGUGAUGCUGGGCUUCGUGACGUCGUUCUACAGUCUGUACAAGGAAACCACCGCCUACGGCGAGGUAUGGAAGGCCAUCUUCAGGGCGACGCUGGGCGAAACGGACUACCUCGACGACUUCUCGGGGACCACGUUUGACGGCGUGGCCACCGUUCUCCUGGUCGUCUACCUCGUUCUGCUGACCAUCAUGAUGCUCAACCUCCUUGUGGCGGUGCUGUCGACGGCACACGCCAAGGUCGACGCGAACGCCGGCCUCGAGUACAAGGUGACUAGGGCUAGGCUGAUCCAGCACUACGUAAACGUGGUCGAGAUCGACCGCCUCCCGCCGCCCUUUAACUUGUUUCAGUGGAUCUUCGCCCUCCCCUUCAUGGUGCUAGACUUGUGCUUCCGCACUUCCCGGCGCCCCUCAACGGCAUCCACCAACUCAGCCGCCGACUCUGCUUCCAGCAGCAGAAGCACAAGCAGAAGCAGCAGCAUCAACGGCAACGAAAAAACAAAGAGAGACCGCAGCUAUUUCAAAGUUGCCCGCGGUUUCUUCGGCCGGCUGGCGUUCUGGGCCAUGCUCGGCCCCAUCGCCGUCCUUGCCGGCUGGGUGUUGUGGAUGAUCUCCAUUGUAAAGGCACCGGUCGUGGUCUGGCAAACCUCGGGAGACAAAAGCCUCGGCGGAAGGAUCGCCAGGAUGCUGCUCGUGAUCUUCGUUUGUGCGGUGGGAGCACCCUUCUGGCACCUGGUCAUGUGGGUGCGAGGCGGCGUGGCGGGCGUGAGGAGGACCAUGCGUGCUCUGGGUUGCUGCUGCUGCUGCGGGGGGGGGCGCGGGGGCGGGGCGAAGCGGGGAGACGGAAGGACGACGACCGCGUCGAUUACGGCGCGUGGCUCUCCCGCGACGAUCGUGGCCGAAGGAGCAGAAGAUGAUAUGGAGAAGGUGGUGCCGAUCGUGCUGCAGGAGGCAGAUGGGGCUCUGACCACCAGCGAGCUCCAGAUCUUUCUCGACGACCCCAUGAGCGAUCCGGACGUGCGCCGAGACGAGGAGACGAGGGCAACUACGGUGGAGCACAUCAAGCUGCUCAGAAACCGCCUGGAGGCCACGACCAAGGAGCACAUGAACGGGCUGCAGGCCUACCUCCUCAAGACCGCGGGAGAUAUCUCCCGCCAGCUGGAGGAGUCGGGUGCGGGGGGUCGUGGAUCCCAUGGCGGUGGUGGCGGUGCUGCCGCCGCCCGGGGUCGGGUAGGUGCCGCACCCCAAGACGAAGAUGACGACGAAAAUCGUGACGUGGGCGGAUGGGAGGCCGGGGGCUGGGGCGCGGAGGAGCUGAGGCAGAUCGUUGGCGCGAGGUUUAGCGAGCUCGAGGAAACCCUCGAAGGAAGGGUGGGCGCGCUAGAAGAGAGGAUGGGGGCCAUGAUUGACGAGCGAUUGGGCGCCCUGGCGAACAAGCUGGACCUUGUCCUCAGCGCCCGGGAAGCCGGGGCACCGAAGUAGAACUAUGAAGACCUCGGUUCGGUUUUCUUUUGAAGACCUUGUCGGGCAACAUGCUCCGGUGGAACACCGAUCAGUCCCGAACGUCUGCGCUUGGUACAUGUACUUGCCUUGCAUGUUCUUGGAUUUACUACUUAUUCUGCAGUACAUUCCAAUGUACAUUUCCUCGUCCUUUGAUACUGCGCGUAUUGUUAGUACAGGCCUGGUAGAUCGGGCAUUUGUUGGGAAAGUAGUCUUCGUGUGGCGGCCUGUGCCAAGUCUGCCUGUCGCAAGGUUGGUGUACUGGGACGUUCCCUUUUGUUCCAUAGAUCACUCAGCGAUGAGCGCUUGUGCGAAUUUCCCUUGAUUGGAGACUUGGCAUCACCGCGUGAUCGUUCUCUAUGUACGUGCGUAAUUGGAUGUGCUGGCACCCACGAUAUUAGUUUUCCGAUGCCAGUUUGUUGUUUGUUGUUUUUGGUCCUAUUUAUUAUGGCAGUCCCCCCAUUUUCCUUGGUGAGACGUGUAAUACAUCACUGUACGUAAGAGUACAACACUUUUUCAGUGUACUCUUUCGUGCAACUACAACCCUGCAGGGUCACACAGAAGGGGGGUAACCACCAGGGCUUUUUUCUUCUUUUUGUUAUAUUUCGUGCCCCACCCUUGUGCGGUGCGUGUUGAAUUUUAUGUUCAUCGCGAGAAGGGUCCAGCCGUCCGCGACGUUCCAUUUUUGCAUUUGAUGUAUUUUAGGCUCAAGUUCCUCACUGCUAUGUUCGUUAGUGGUGGAGAGUUCUGUAGCCUGAAGCAAGCCCGCGGUGCCUUCCAACUACGUCUGUCCAACCCAACCGUGGCGAUUACAGGGGGUAAUGGUACGUUCCUGCGGUUGUGCUCUUGAUAUCGGCGAAGUGGACGCAGUAUUCCGAUUUCAAUGAAAACGCCUUUUCUUCACUCGUACAGGGUGCUGCUGUACCGUAGCACCGUGCGGCGGUGCCACAGCAGUUUUUGCAGUUUGGUAUGGUUUGGAGAGUCGCGCCCUGUGCAUUUUCAACGGUCAGAUUGUAAUGACAAUAAGAGAGGCACCCGCUUCCCACAGCUUCGACCUGGGUGGUCU